AUGUUUUUCAGCAUUGUUUAUAGUGUUGGGGGAAAAUCUAAGUCCCCGGGUCCGUUGGGUGGAGGCUCAGACGAACCACAACCUCGCUGGAGAGCCCCCCGUGCUCCUGUGAGAUGCCCCAUCCACCCCACCAGCUCAGCAUUCACGAGUUGUACCUGGGACCUCAAGGGUGAAAACCUGUGGAGCAGUAAAGAAACGUACCACAGCAGUUCUCUGUCAGACAUGGUAGUAACACCAGUAAACCCUGGGCAGGACGUCGUAUUCUGGAGUGCAGGCCAAAACGAAGAGCACCCCCCAAAGGUUCCAGAAAGAACAACCUAUAAAUGUUACCGGGAUCACGUGGGCCAUCAAAGAUGUCUUUCAAGCAGUGCCCACCAGCCGUCCCUGGGGGGACAUGCUCUGAAACUAGGCAGCAGCAGCAGCUCUCCGACUAGCAAGCAAUGGGAGGUGGGAUCUCAACAGAGCAACAGAUCAGCCUCAGGGAAUCAAGGACUGUCUAAGGCAGAGAACCCCCUGUCCCCCAACCACGUGCAGUGGUGCAAGAAGUCUGAAAACACUCCUCAUCUGACCCAGGUUUCAAGCCCAGGCUUCUUUGCCAAGGGAAAGGACGGUGCCAACUCGUUCUGGAAAGCAGCAGAAUAUGCAUCAUCGAGUGAUGAAGUAGGCAGCAGUGAUGAUGAUGAUGUAAAUCAUACCAGGCAACCGCUAAGUAAUAGAGCGGCAGAUUCCUCAAGGACAAGAGCUCCGUAUGGAAUUGAACUGAAACCUCAAAGCAUCGUUGUGGAGCAGAAGGAUAAAUUUGGAGGGAAACAAAGUUCCAGCACCUACGAAGGGCUUUGGAGCAUAAACAACCAGAACUAUCUCCUGCCAGAUCUCCUCCAGCAAAGCCAGAUUUCUGACUCCUCAACAAACCAGCAAAAGGUUACGCAGAAUAGUCAGGGAGCCCAGAAAAAAUCCGCGAAUAAUAAGGCAUCAAGCACUGAAAGCACCCCCUCAAAAAGCAGUACAUCAUCUACAGUAUCAUUUACUUCAUUCAUAGACCCUCGGCUUCUACAAAUCUCCCCUCCCACCAGUCCUGCGGGAUCAACAUGUAGUUCUCCAUCUAGUGCAAAACCAGAACCUGUCAGGAGAGAAAACGCAAGGAAAGGCUCUGUUGUCAAUGUCAACCCAACCAAUAUCCGUCCACAGAGCGACAGUCCAGAAAUUCGCAAAUACAAGAAGAAAUUUAACUCGGAGAUCCUUUGUGCUGCUUUGUGGGGAGUAAACUUACUAGUGGGCAUGGAGAAUGGGCUGUGGCUGCUGGACAGAAGUGGUCAAGGACGAGUUUACUCACUGAUUUCAAGGAGACGAUUCCAGCAAAUGGAUGUUCUGGAAGGACUCAAUGUGCUAAUUACCAUCUCAGGUAAAAAGAAUAAGCUGAGGGUUUAUUAUUUAUCAUCGUUAAGAAACAAGAUUUUGCACAAAGAUCCAGAAGUGGAGAAGUGACAAGGCUGGGUGUCCGUGGGAGACUUGGAAGGCUGCAUACACUACAAAGUCGUGAAAUAUGAGAGAAUCAAAUUUCUUGUUGUUGCUUUGAAAAACUCCGUCUAAGUCUAUGCUUGGGCUCCAAAGCCGUAUCACAAAUUUAUGGCUUUCAAGUCCUUCAUUUCACUUCAUCACAAACCACUGUCAGUUGACCUGACAGUUGAAAAUGGACAACGGUUAAAAGUGAUCUAUGGCUCAUUAGUAGGAUUUCAUGCCAUUGAUGUGGACUCGGGAUUUGUGUACGAUCUGUACUUGCCGACACACAUCUAGGGAAUUAUUCACCCACAUGCCAUUAUCAUCCUCCCCAAUACUAAUGGAACAGAACUUUUACUCGCCUAUGAAGAUGAAGGAAUCUACAUUGAUAUAUAUGGGCACUUCACAAAAGAAACUUUACAGUGGGUGGAGAUGCCAGCCUCUGUAGCUUAUCUUCAGUCUAACCAGGCCAUGGGCUGGGGAGGGAAAGCUAUUGAACUGCGCUCUGUGGAAACAGGAAAUCUGGAAGGCGUAUUUAUGCACAGUAAAGCACAGAAACUAAAAUUCCUGUGUGAAAGAAAUGACAAGGUACAGAUAUGGUUAAUAGUUGAAUAAGAAAAACAAGAUUCACCUAUUUAUUUAUUUUUCUUUAACAUGUUAUUGAUGGUGGAUUUUUCUUACUUUGGCAUAACUGCUCAAUCAAAAGCAACCAUAGGUGCUGAUCCCACCAACUGCCUUUUAUAGACAAAAUCCCACAUCUGAAGCCAGACAGGUCAAGUUUGGAGCCUAUGCACACAUAUUUGCACUUUUUACUUACAAGAAUCUCAUUGUUAUUAACUUUCAAAAUUCAUAUUCCUUCAGUCAGGAAGAAAUUCCAUUUUCCUGUCAAAUUAUUGCGAAAGUGUGUCAUUCCAUCUAUGAAAAACAUGGUGCAAACCAAGACUGAAUUCACAACGUAGCAAAUAGCAACUGUAUUGAAAAACGUAGUGACUAUAAUAGGCUCCUGCACUCUGACAAGUGUACAUGUUUUGCACAGAUAUUGUAAUUUUAUUAUUUUGAACUGAAAUCUUUCUCUUUGGAUGCAAUAUCUGCAGUAUCAAAUAUCUGUAUUGAGUUGUGAGUUAGAAUCUACUUGAUUUUGAAUUGUUUAUAGCUUGCUUGACUUUCUUUUAACCAAAUUAUUACUGUCCAAGUCUCACUAGUGAGCUAGCAACUAUUCACAAAGGGGCUUAGUGCACACUUGGGCAUUCAGGGAUAGAUGCAUGCCCUGGGUGUGGAUGUGCUUUGCUGCAGAGCUCUGUAGAAACAGCUGCUGGAUACAUAGGCAUCAGCCCAGGAGCAGAUUUUACAAAAUGCAUAGGGCUGACUCUGUUAAUCUCUCAAGACAGGAUGCCUUAGUCCUUAGACACAGUUACUGUAGAAUGUAUUUGUAAAGAGAAUUUAAAUAGCAGUUUAUCAGAACCAAUAAACACAGGGCACCAUGGACAUCUAUAGACGUGCUCCAGGAGUUGGGAGGGGGGAGUGUGCUCUGAUUAGAUCAGCUUCAAGAGCCUCUCUAAUUAAAGCACUCAGAGCAUCACAUGUAUCAGUGACCCUGUGCUGAAAAAUGGCAGCGGGGAUGCUUUAACUAAAUCUCGUUGAACAAGCUUUAGUUAAAGGGCCCCUGCUGCCAUUUUUCAGUGCGGAGAUACUGAUACACAUCAUGCUGGAGUCUACUGGAGUACAGUUAUUACCACGCUCCAGCAGACUCAAUUAAUCAAAUCUGCUCCAACGUGCUGUAAUUACAGCAUGUCGGAGCAGCCUCGCUGCACUUGUAUAGGUGCCUAUUAGGCCUCUGACUGUUACUUAUACAAGUAGAUUCAUUCCAUGUGAGAUGAUGUCAACAGCACUAUUCAUGGAUGCCAGGGUGCCCAAUCAGGGACCCUUUCUUUACAUGAUUCUCAUACCUGCUUGUUCAAUAUCAGAACCUACAUUUCCUAGUUUGUAAAUAUAAGUCUUUCCAAAAUGGAUGCCAUGGUUAACGAAUGUAUUCUUAAUAUAUUUAUAAAUUUAUCCAAAGAGCCAAUUUAUUAUAAAUAGAAAAGAUAAAUAAUUUCAGGCACUCUUUCUAUACUAAUUCCUUCUAAAUAAAGCCACGUCUACUGAUGGCAUUGAUUUGAGUGCUUCUGUUAUAAAGCUAUUCUCAGGGGCUAAUAUCUUGGCCAUCAAGUAUAUAGACAUACUAAUGCGGAACCUUAAGGUUUAAAUGCACAGUCAUUAGUUAGCUAAUGUUCAUGCAGUGCUUUCAAAAUGUAAAGCGUGAUAUAAGUGCAAAAUAUUAUUAUAUAUGAUAAACUGGACAUGCACCUCAGUCCAGAAGUGAUCCAGUGUAGAGCAUACUGUAGGUAAAAGGAAAAAAAAAUAAAUAAGGUAGUUAACAGCAGUAUUUAAAAAUAAUUAUUUUUUCAUUUGUAGAACUGAAAGGUGCCUGGGAAAUGGUUCUGGAAUAGCUAGUCUUCUACCUCUAUGAUGAUGAUUCAGAAUUGGGUAGGUAGGUAACAAUGAAGAGUGAAGCUUGUUACCGACCGGUGACAGUUUUGCAACAAAUGUGAAUUGAGGAUGCAGUCACAGUCUAAUUGGACCAGGACCAUGUUGCACAACCAUCUCCAGAACUGGCAGCAGAGAAGCCAAAGACGGGUUGAGUGUGGAGGCUAAUCAGUAUUCUUGUCCCUCGUAGUGGUCUUCCAGGGACCAAGGGCUGGACAGUGUUAGGGAAGCCAUCCCUGCUGUUGUCCAUAUGCUUCAGCUAGAGGAUUGUGGUUUCCAAAGCUGUCAACCCAGCACAAGUCAUGAUUAUUAGUUUUGCCUCUGACCAUAUAGUGAGUGUUAUACACAUUAAACAUGCUUAUGUCAAAAAGUUUGAAUGACCAAAUUGUCCCAACCAAAGGCCAGGCUCAGAAUGUGCAUGCGCUGCAUGCCCAAAUGGCUGCCUGAACACCCAAAUUGAAGUUCUCAUCAGCGUUGGGUUGCCCCUGGGUGGACUGCUGUGCCAAGCCAGAACCAUGUUAAAAGCAGUGGGGCCUCAGCUUAUGUGCAGUGAUCUUCCUAUCCACUAGCAGUUGCAGAAUUGGAACUAUUGUAAUUGCAUGGGGUAAGUAGGCAUCUAGUUUUUCAUAAGUCCUGAUUUCUGGGCUACUGAUCCUUGGGCUUUCUGUGCUCUGUUUUCACCAAACAAAAGCUGCAAGUUUAAAAAUAUAAGUAAAGGUAAUUGCUGACCAGCAGAAAAUCAGAAAAUAAAAUUUACUUUAAAAAAAAAACCCCAAAAAACUAAAAUACAGUGAAGAAAGGAUAUCUUUCAUUAUAUGCCCAGUAGGUGUGCAAAGCUUACUAUCAAAAUGCUCUUGCUAUAGCACAAAUCAGUGAUCCAGGCUGUCCUAUAUACUUUUUAAAGUAUGCUGUAUCAUAGCAGCCUCUGUAUUACAUUUCUGAAUGUCCUGGUGCCAGUAGUUACAAGGCAGGUUCUCCUGACAUUAGCAACUAAUUCAGAAGAGUUUAGCACAAAGCAGUGGGAGCUUGGAACAGCCCCUGCCAAGAGAUUGAAGAAGCAGGUGUGAUUAAACUGUUCUUUUUUUAUAUUAUACCAGAAAAAUGUGAGUGAGUUGACAUACUGUAAAACUGUUUAGAUCCAUACCAAGAAUAAAAGCUGAGCUUGUGUGAGAGAGAACAUAGCAUUAUAUUACUAUUUAAUCUCCCAUUCUGUCCCCACUCUACUAGUGCAGAUUUUUCUGUAUGUGGUAAAAGAUUGAGUUAGAUUUUCAGAUCUCUUAGACAAAUGCAACUUUGUGGAAGUGAGUGGUAUUUCACUCAUGACAAUACAAACCUGCCCCAAAGAGGUUAACAUUUCUUAAGGGAUUUAAGGGAGGAAUUCCAAGUAAUAAUGGGAGUUGGGUGCUGCAUGGAGAAAAAUGUAAGAGCGGGAAGCUAAUCAAGACAAAAGAGAAAAAUGGAAUGACUGAAGGGAAAAGAUUGAAGAUGUCAAGAGCAGUAAUUGAAGAUGAUGGAAGUGACUGAGCAGGGAAGAGUUGUUGAAGGAAGUGAAUAGAAGUAGCUGGAGAGAGGAGAUAAAUGUCCAGAACAGUGCCUGAAACAGGAGCAAUGGAGAUGGUUGAUGUAGGUCAAGCUGGGAAAGUAGAACAGCAGAAGAGAUUGAAAGGUAUCUGUAGAUAGAGUUUAUUGCAGGGAAAUUAUGAGUAACUGCUGAAGCUGAGAGCACAUAAGGUUCAGAAGCUGAAGAGAAAAAAAAGUCAGAGACCCAAAGUCAUUUCUGAUGAUGAUUUAACUUUGCAGAAUAUAUCUCUGGUUUUUCAAAUUGAGUUUGCAAGAAGCUGUGAUUUUUCUUGUACUUCAUUAGAAGUUUGUUUUAAUUUGUUACUUGUGUUCUUAAAAGAAACACAAGCUGUUACAUUGUGGUUUUUUUUUCUUUUUUCUUUUGUGAAAUCUUUUUGUUCCAAAAAUAUAUGGCCAACACAUUAAACAAGGCUCCACAUGAAGAUGAUUGUACUUUAUACAAGCAGUUUUCCUACAACAAAUGGAGCUCCAGAUAAUUAUACUUGUAUGAAGUUUGAGCUAAUAUUCCAUCAAAGUUGUGUUGUGUGGUGUCUGCAGUCCAUCUAGAAAUGAUAAACUGUAUUCUUCAGUAUGCACCCUGAUGUCUAACUUCAAAACCUAGGAACAAUGCAAACUGACUAUGUACUGUACAUCAAGUGGGGGUGGGGAGGGUUCUUCCUUUUAUUGAUCCCUUACAUUCAAAAUGUACAUUUGAACCAGUAAAUAAUAAAACAGUAUUCUGAAAUGAA
This is a messenger RNA of Alligator mississippiensis (American alligator), 6332 nucleotides long. RefSeq names its product mitogen-activated protein kinase kinase kinase kinase 4. The record is from RefSeq and is a predicted model, not a curated record. Lineage: Eukaryota; Metazoa; Chordata; Crocodylia; Alligatoridae.